Molecule: messenger RNA, 183 nt
Organism: Lymnaea stagnalis (great pond snail)
Lineage: Eukaryota; Metazoa; Mollusca; Gastropoda; Lymnaeidae
Source: the annotation of a GenBank genome assembly
ACACCAUUGAUGCUUGCGUGCACUAAAAAGUCAGAACAGAUCAUCAAGCUGUUGUUGAUUGCAGGUGCUGAUCCAAGUUUGAGAAAUAAAGAUGGUUGGAAUUCUUUUCACAUAGCUUGCAGGUAUAGCUUACUUAUUUUAUUCAGUAACUAUGAGAUUCAUUGCAGAUGGGGUAAUAUUUAA